Molecule: messenger RNA, 1461 nt
Organism: Coffea eugenioides
Lineage: Eukaryota; Viridiplantae; Streptophyta; Magnoliopsida; Gentianales; Rubiaceae
Exons: 3
Coding region: 1-1461 (486 amino acids)
Molecular function (GO): nucleic acid binding; RNA-DNA hybrid ribonuclease activity
Source: RefSeq, a predicted model, not a curated record
AUGCAUCCUCCCAAGGCUAUUAUGCUUUUAUUAGGGAGGCUUUUUAAUGCUUUCCUUUGGGAUGGUGAAUCAAGGAAGAUCCAUUGGACUUCAUGGGAAAAGUUAUGCUUCCCGAAGGAGGAGGGUGGGCUGGAUUUUCAUUCUCUUGGGGAUAUGGUUAAAGCCUUUUCUUGUAAGUUAUGGUGGAAUUUUAGGUUGCAAGUAUCUCCAUGGGCAAAAUUUAUGCUUUGUAAGUAUGCGCAGCAAUCUCAUCCUUCGAUGGUGGAACUUGGUCAUUCCUCAGCUGACUCUCCUUAUUUCCUUGUGGCAAAAUUUUUUAUUGGGGACAACUGGAAUGAGGCAAAACUUAGGCUUUGGUUACCGGAACCUAUAGUGUUGCAAGUUUUACAGGUACAGUUUGAUCCGUCUAAGAAGGACUCCAUGGUAUGGUCUCCGUCUGCUAAUGGGCUUUUUUCAGUUUCCACUGCUUGGGAGACUAUCAGGAAAAGGAAAAAGAUCUGUCUGGUCACCGGGUUCAUUUGGAACGCCAUUGUCCCUAUUAAAUUGUCUUUCUUUGUGUGGAGAUUGAUUCAUAAUCUAUUGCCUUUGGAGGAGAAUUUACAGCAUAAGGGAUUCAUGUUAGUAUCCAAGUGUGUAUGCUGUCAAUCAGGUACUGAAUCGGGACUUCAUGUCUUCCUUGAUGGUUCUGUAGCUGUUGCUAUUUGGGACCAUUUUUUCAACGUUUUUGGUCUGAAAAUACUGAAAUUCUCUUGUGUUUCGGCUUUGCUGCUUCACUGCGAGGUUUCAAGGGGUAAAUCAUUCAACUGCCCAAGUUAUCUGGGAGGUGGAGGUUUUCUUAAAUCACUUGGUACAGCAAAGGUAUUCAAAAAUUCUUCUUUCCAAGGAGAUACAGACGUUAUAUGGGCAUCUUUAGCUCCUUCAUCUACAAUUUCGCAUCGGCAUGUUUCCGUGUCUUGGGGUAGACCAUCUCCGGGUUCUCUAAAGCUUAAUACAGAUGCAAGUGUCAUGCAAAAUGUGGCCGUUGGGGAUGGGCUGGUUAGGAAUCAUCAAGGGGAGGUAAUUUUUGCUUUUUACAAAGAAUUUGGUGACGUGGACAUCUUGGCGACAGAGAGCCUUUCCCUUUUAUUUGGUUUGAUUUUGUGUGUACAAAAAGGCAUGUUUGGUUUUGCUGUGGAAGUCGAUUUGGUGGUGUUGGUGAAGUUGAUUCUAUCAAAUUCUCUGGCCAAAUGGCCACUAUGCAAUACAAUGCGUCAUAUUAGGAAGAUAAUAUCUCAGGCUUUAGUUGGGAUUUCGCAUGUCUUCAGAGAGGCAAAUGGUGUAGUGGAUAAAUUAGCUAGCUUGAAAUUGGGGUCACAGCGAAUUUUUAACUCAUCACAAGAACUUCCAUCUUUAGUUAAAGCCAUUGUAGCUUUAGAUUCAAUGUCGUUUUCCCAUUUUAGGACACAAGUUGUACGGGAGUAA